AUUGAACAGUGACUGGCCUCUGAUCUCAAAGUAUGAAUUCAUGAAGAAGCCACUAACUGUGGUGACACAGAAUGGUUUUCAGCCUUCACCAACCAUCAGAAACACCUGGGGAAGCUGUUCAAAACAGAGAUUCCCAGGCCCCAUGGCAGACCGACUCAUGAGGAGUGAGGCUGGGAAGCUAUGGCAAAUUCUGCAGUGAUGGUGACAUGGCUGUGCCCCAGGCUUCCCCACUGGGGCCCUUCCAUAAGCCAGAAAGUGCCCUGAUGGAACCCCAGCCCUGCCCUCGAAGCUUGGCUGAGGGCUUCCUGGAGGAGGAGCUUCGGCUCAAUGCUGAGCUGAGCCAGUUGCAGUUUUCUGAGCCUGUGGGCAUUAUCUACAAUCCCGUGGAGUAUGCGUGGGAGCCACAUCGCAGCUACGUGACCCACUACUGCCAGAGCCCCAAGGAAGUGCUAUUCCUGGGCAUGAACCCUGGACCCUUUGGCAUGGCCCAGACUGGGGUACCCUUUGGGGAAGUGAGUGUAGUCCGGGACUGGCUGGGCAUCAGAGGCCCUGUGCUGAGCCCUCCCCAAGAGCACCCUAAGAGACCAGUGCUGGGACUGGAGUGCCCACAGUCAGAGGUGAGCGGUGCCCGGUUCUGGGGCUUUUUCCGGAACCUCUGUGGACAGCCCGAGGUCUUCUUCCGUCACUGUUUUGUCCACAAUCUGUGUCCUCUGCUCUUCCUGGCUCCCAGUGGGCGAAACCUCACCCCUGCUGAGUUGCCUGCCAAGCAGCGAGAACAGCUUCUUGGGCCCUGUGAUGCUGCUCUCUGCCGGCAGGUGCAGCUGCUGGGGGUGCGGCUGGUAGUGGGAGUGGGGCGGGUGGCGGAGCAGCGGGCACGGCGGGCUCUGGCUGGCCUGAUGCCUGAGGUCCAGGUGGAGGGGCUGCUGCACCCCUCACCUCGGAGCCCACAGGCUAACAGGGGCUGGGAGGCAGUGGCCAAGGAGAGACUGAAUGAGCUGGGGCUGCUGCCGCUGUUAACAAAAUGAGUGCCACUGGGGCCCAGUACAGGACACAUUCAAGGUCCCCCAACUCCUUCUUGGGCAAGCAGGUGACUACUACAUGCCUCCUGGAGUGGAACAAGAAGGUCCUCCUCACUGCCUGGUUGCCGGGACCUGCCGUGGCGGUUUUGACGCUACUCCUGUUUGCCCUCCUGA
Molecule: messenger RNA, 1193 nt
Organism: Pteronotus mesoamericanus
Lineage: Eukaryota; Metazoa; Chordata; Mammalia; Chiroptera; Mormoopidae
Gene: SMUG1
Product: single-strand-selective monofunctional uracil-DNA glycosylase 1
Exons: 3
Coding region: 207-1025 (272 amino acids)
Biological process (GO): base-excision repair
Molecular function (GO): single-strand selective uracil DNA N-glycosylase activity; oxidized pyrimidine nucleobase lesion DNA N-glycosylase activity
Source: RefSeq, a predicted model, not a curated record